AUGACGACUGUUAACCACGCCGCUGCAGCUUCCGGGGCCGCGACGACGAGCCCGACGAGCAGCUCGUCCUCCUCGAUCUCCUCCUCCACCGCCUCCUCGACCCCGACCUCCUCCUCCUCCAGCUCUUCCAGCAUCAUCAGCACCCCCAGCAGCACCUCCUCCCGGAGCAACGUCGCCACCUCCACCACUUCCCUCCCGACGAGUACGAGCACCAGCCGCUUCACACAGACCACCACGCAGAGCUCGACGAUCCAAGACACCACCAUCAUCCACACCGUCACGCGCCAUGGCACCACCUCAGUACAGACGAGUACCUCCUCCUUCCCCACCAGCGGCAGCACGACAAGCACCGCGUCCAGCUCCUCCUCGGUCAUCACCCACGGCACCACCAACAACGGCCGUAAUGGCGGCCUGAGCACCGGCGGCAUCGCCGCCAUCGCCGUCGUCGUCCCCGUCGCCGUCAUCGCGCUUCUCAUCGGCCUCGGAAUCGUCUUCUGGCGCCGGCGAAAGCAGAAGAAGGAGGACGAGGACAUGCGGCGCAAGGAAGUGGAGGACUACAACUACAACCCCAACGGCGAUCCCACCCUCCCCGCCAUCGGCUCCGAUGCAGGCGGCGCGCAAAUGACCGAAGACCACAGCAGCGGCUACCGAGGCUGGGGCGCCACGGCCGCCAGUCGCGGAAUGUCCACCACCAUGUCAGGCGGUCACACGCAGCAGCUCUCCGAAUCCGGCAACUCGUACGGGCACCAAGCCGAUGGCCUCGGCGGCGACCCGAACGGCAUGGGAGACCGCGACACAAUGGGAAGUGAUGACCUCGCCGCCCUCCCGGCAAUGGCCGGCGGCGCCGCAGCAGGCCGUCACGCAAACCUCCGCCGCGGCCCCAGCAAUGCCUCCUCCGCCUACUCCGCCGGCGACCGCUCCGAGUCGGAAGAGCGGCCGCCGAUGCCCAUUGGGCAGGCCUACGACUACACUCCCUCCAACACCUACGGCUACGGCCAACACGGCCCGUACGGCGACGCGUCGUAUGGUGGUGGUGGUGCUGCUGGCGCGCAGCAGCCGACGAGCAACGGCAUGCCGGUUGUGCGGGAUUUGAACGCGCGCCGUGACACGCGCAUCCAGCCUGGCGGGUCGUAUCAGCAGGGGAACUCGGGGAUUGCGCAGAACUUUUAA
Molecule: messenger RNA, 1170 nt
Organism: Neohortaea acidophila
Lineage: Eukaryota; Fungi; Ascomycota; Dothideomycetes; Mycosphaerellales; Teratosphaeriaceae
Exons: 1
Coding region: 1-1170 (389 amino acids)
Source: RefSeq, a predicted model, not a curated record